AUGUCGCACCAGACAGGAAUCAAAGGUACUGGAUCGUUGCGUUGCAACGUCAAUUGCGACGUGUUUUCAAAAAUCUAUGCUAUUAACCUCAAAAUGUGUAUGCGACGUUGAAACGGUAAUAACAACAUGGUUCGGUUUCAGCGAACGACGCGCUUAAAAAGUUGUUCACCAAGUGUCGGGAUGGAAAGAUACGAGUCUUGAAGGUUUCCAUUGAGAACGGUAAGUGUUUCCUAGUCCUAGUGUGAGUAGUGUGAAUCUCAUACAGUUUACACAUAUUUUCAUAAGUUCCUUUGUUUUAUAGAGGAACUAACACCUGCUGCUUCUUCCAAGCCAAUAAACAAAUGGCAGGACGACUACAAUAAGAUGAUCAAACCGUUGAUCAUCGAGAAUCAACCUGCGUAUAUCCUUUAUCGACUUGACACUAAAUCUGAUUCUGGUUACGAUUGGUUAUUUAUCUCUUGGUCACCAGACACUGCUCCGGUUAGGCAAAAGAUGUUGUAUGCGUCGACCAAAGCAACUUUGAAGCAAGAGUUUGGGACUGCAUCUAUAAAGGAGGAAUUGCACGGUACAGUGCCGGAGGAUAUAACUUUGGAAGGAUAUCAUAAAUACAAAAGAAACAAUGCUGCACCUGCGCCAUUAACAACUGCAGAGGAGGAAUUAGCAGAGCUUAGAAAGAACACGGUCACUACAGAUUAUAGUGUAGAAACAAGACAUCAAACGUUAAGCGGUGUUGCCUUUCCUGUAACUGAUGAAGCAAAGCAAGCGAUCACAGAGCUUGGUAAAGGUAUACAUGAAUAUGUACAGUUGAAAAUCGACUUAGAAGAGGAAAAGAUACAUUUGGUCAUGGCUUGCGACGUUUCGUUGGAUAAAUUGCCAACAAAAGUCCCAUCUGAUUCUGCUAGAUACCAUCUUUAUAAUUUCAAGCACACCCAUGAAGGAGAUUAUAUGGAAUGUAUAGUUUUUAUAUAUAGCAUGCCAGGAUAUAGUUGCAGUAUUAAGGAAAGGAUGUUAUAUUCAUCUUGUAAAGCUCCUUUGUUAGAGCUUAUUCAAUCACUUGGAGUUAUUAUAACGAAAAAAUUGGAAGUAAAUAGUGGUGAGGAAUUGGCAGACAUGUUGGAAGAUCCUCCAACCAUAAAAGAAACAGCUGCAAUAACUCCUGCAACUCCAUCAACGCCUUAUGCUCUUCCUCAAUCUAUACCCGAGAAAAAGUCAAAGCAGAAGAAAUCUUGUAUUUUGACUUGAAAUAGAUGAUGGAAGAGAACUAACUGAAGGAUUUUUACAAGAGGAAUUACAUCCAAAAAUCAGUUUGCAUCAACCAAAAUUUGCGAAACCUAAGGGUCCACCAGGCAGAGGGGCAAAACGUUUAACCAAGGUUCAAGAUUUAGGAACCUCAGAACAAGAAAUUUAAAGAAAUAUUUUUCAAAUUUAUUGAGUUAAACUAUGAGUUAAACUAUGAAAAUAUAUAGUAUGCUCAUCAGUCGCCUAAACAUAUUGUAUUAAAAGAUGAAUGUUUCGCUUUAUUUUACUUUUUUUUAAUUAAAGAGUAUUGUUUGUUUCAUAAUUUAAGAACUAUUUAUAUAAACAUAGUUUGAAUCUUAGAAGAAAAUAACUAAAUUUUCUUUAUUUUUAAAUAUCAGGCCUAUUCUGUAACUAUGAUUUCAAAUCUAUAUUUACAUUAUAUUCAUUUAUAAUUUAAUACACAGAAUAUCGUUAGCAUGUAAAUAAGAAUUGUUCUUAAUGACAAUUGUAUUUUUAUUAAUUCAAGUUGAAUAUUAUAGAUAAAUUAUUAGAUGAAUUACAUGCGACGUGUGAUUGUAAAGUUUGCUCUUUCUCUUUUGUUAAUUUAAAAUUAAGGACGAUACGAAUAUAUUCUUUAUAUUUUUCUUGUAUUUAUUGAAUAUAAAUAUCAUUAAAUAAUAUUUUCUGUAAUAAUUGGAUAAUAUUUACAGAAGAAAGAGUAAUAGAUAAGAAAUAUUGAUUUUUUAUUAAAUUUUUAUUUUUUAAAUUCUUACUUUUCACUUUCAAUCAUUUCUCUCAUUUUGUAGUUCUUCUCAUACACUAUUUGCAUUUGCGAUUUUUCUUCCGAGUUCAUCUUCUUUACAUUUUCUUUUAUUGCACUAAAAUACGUACAAUUUUUUCAUUGUAAUGUUUAAUAUUGAAAGUUUUUAUUCUGAAGUUUAACUAAAAUAAGACUUACUCUCGUCUCAUAUUCAUUAUAUCGGCCAUUACUUUAUAAGUAUCACCUAUCUGAGUUCCGGUUAUAAAUAAAAGAAAUUGUGUGAUACAGCCAUAAAUAGUACCCAAUAUUGUACCUAUUACAGUGCCUGAAAUUGAUCCUUUUAUACCCAUAUUCAUUUUGAAUAAGAAACCUGUUACAGCACCACCAAUCAUAGGAUUUAGUAUGUCGAAUUUAUAAUUUCUAUACACGUACAAGAAUACAGAUAUGCUCCUGAUAAAGAACAUUAUAUUAAUUCAUACUUGUAACAUUAAUUGUAUAAUACAAUAUUAUGUAGCCUUACGAGAAAAAGAAGCAAAAAAGCCCAACUUUUAUGCCAAAUGGAAAACCUCCUUUAAUUGUAGCAAAUUCAACUCUUCUU
Heterotrigona itama is the source of this 2597-nucleotide messenger RNA. The record is from the annotation of a GenBank genome assembly. Lineage: Eukaryota; Metazoa; Arthropoda; Insecta; Hymenoptera; Apidae.